Messenger RNA from Pisolithus orientalis, 1693 nucleotides. RefSeq lists its product as uncharacterized. The record is from RefSeq and is a predicted model, not a curated record. Gene Ontology annotation, molecular function: transcription corepressor activity. Gene Ontology annotation, biological process: negative regulation of transcription by RNA polymerase II; chromatin remodeling; DNA repair. The transcript has 8 exons. NCBI's taxonomy places the organism in Eukaryota, Fungi, Basidiomycota, Agaricomycetes, Boletales, Pisolithaceae. Gene Ontology annotation, cellular component: Swr1 complex; NuA4 histone acetyltransferase complex. The coding region runs from base 50 to 1552 and encodes 500 amino acids.
CCGUCGACGACUUGUCCACAAGCAAGCAAGCUUAUUGGCGAGAAUAUCUAUGACCGCCGUCUCAGCAGCAGAUCUCCGCAGUGCCCUCUCGCUGCCUGCUACAGCGCCGAGCCAAUCUCAGCCCCGAAAAUCUGCACCACAGCCAUCCAAGAAACCCGAAGGCAUAUCCCGCGAACUCUAUGCUCUCAUCGGUCCUUCCGCACCCUCUCUCGCCGCAAACCUUGCCAAACCGAGGCUCAAGCAGAAACCAAACUUCAGUGGUCGAGGGACUACUAAAUGGGAGUGGAGGCCCAUCAGCCAUCCCGCUCGAGGAGACACUUUGCAACUCGGGCACUGGGUAAAAGCGAACGAACCAGACAACGAGUACUUGUUCGCAAAGUACGAUGUACAACCAGCCAAGUAUACCUAUUCCGACGAAGAGUACUCCACACUCUUGGAAGACAACGAGUGGUCCAAGGAGGAAACGGAUUACUUGUUCAAUAUCGCACACGACUAUGACCUCAGAUGGUAUGUCAUACAUGACCGCUACGAAUUCCUAGAUGGUCCUCCACGCGCAAUAGAGGAUCUCAAAGACAGAUACUAUAGUUGCUGUAGAAAGCUCAUUCGGAGUCGCCCGUGGUCGGGCGACGAGGCAAGCAAGUCUCAGUUGCUCAACAACUAUCAGUUCGACAAAGAACGCGAAAAAAUGCGGAAAAAUUACAUUGCAAGCCUCGAGGAGCGAAAGCAGGAAGAAAUUGCCGAGGAGGAAGCGUUGUUCAUCGAGCUGAAGCGGUUGGAACAAAACGAACGCAAGUUCAGGAAAGAGCGCGACGAGUUGCUUCGCACUCUACUUGGAAUCGACUCUGGGUUACCUGACAUUGUUGCGGAAGAAGAGGGCCCCGCUUCGCUUUCUACGGACGGCCUUAAGAAAAAGAAGAAGGGAACAAUGGACCUGGACAUUCCUCCGACUCCCACCAACGUUGUAUCCUUGGGACCUCCCGCAACCAAACGACCGCAAUCUGCAAAAGCCGCCGUUUAUGACGAGAAACAUUGCAUCAUGCGUGUCGAGCCACCAGCAACGGCCACCACGAAAACGACACACGUCCCAGUGCACUUGCGUAGCUUUAAGCUCCCAAUUCCAAAGGCAACCAUUGCACCAAAGGUAACUCAGGCACUUGCAGAAAUCGGGGUCACGCAUUCCCGCUUGGUUAUGCCCACUCGCGAAAACUGUGCCAAACUCGAAUCCCUUCUGGAGACGACCACAGCAUUGAUCGACACCAAGAAGAUCGUGGACAAGGUGGAGCAAGACAUUCGGGUUUUGAGAGCAAGGCUAGGAUUAAGGGAAAGCGAAGGCGCUAAUGGAGAUACACAAGAGUCAAUGCAGAUGAUGGACGUGGACGAAUCGAAGGAUGGAAGCGUAAACAAAGAAGGCGAGAUAGAUGGAAGAUCGCAGAGUGUGGUCAGCACGAAGAGUGGACGGGGCCGAAAACAGUCACGUCGGUCUAUGUCGGUGUCUUCGAUAGACACUUCUGCGUCUACCCGGACUGGUACGAAGCGACAGAAGAGAGGUUAGAUUUUCAGAUAUGCGGCGGUCUGUACAUGUACAAUCACAUCACAGCUUGCAACACCAGUUACUGGCAUGUAUUUACGUAGACAGAACAGCACCUGUCAUCUGUUGUUGCACUCAGUCCUACAGGCACGUAGCUGGGACUUG